UGACGUACCAGCAGCUUGUGACUUGCGAAAUGGAGACAGGAGCUGUUCGUGGGAAACGAGCCUCUUCUGUUGAGUGUUUUUAGGCGUAAUUGAAAGGAGAAACUUCGCCCACAGAACACUGGACGGCAGCACAUCGGCCGACAUACGCCUCAUGAAAUGCAGCUCUCGGUAGGAUGAUCAGCAACCAAGAAGAAGAAGACGCGUUUGUAGCAGUGCGGGUUCAAGAUCCCCGCUUGCAGAAUGAAGGCUCGUGGAAUUCAUAUGUGGAUUAUAAAAUAUUCCUCCAUACCAACAGCAAAGCCUUCACAGCCAAGACGUCCUGCGUGCGUCGGCGUUACAGCGAGUUCUCCUGGCUCAAGAAGAAGCUGCAGAAGAAUGCUGGUUUGGUGCCAGUCCCAGAACUUCCAGGCAAGUCCUUCUUCUUCUUCAGCAACGAGGACUUCCUGGAGAAGAGGAGGAAAGGACUUCAGGCCUUCUUGGACAAUGUGGUGAACAUGACGGUGUGUCUGUCGGACAGCCAGCUGCACCUCUUCCUGCAGACCCAGCUGCCGGUCGGUCACAUCCUGGACUGCGUGCAGGGUCACACGCCGUACUCCGUGACGGACGCCAUCCUCACCUACGCCUCUUCCAACCGGGGCUACGCUCAGGCCCAAGAGGACGACGCCAUCAAGGAGCCAAGUUCGACCGUUUCUUACGAGUCCAUGGAGAGCCCGGCUCCCCGUCAACCCAAAGACCCCUUCAGCCCCGAGUUCUGCAGUCACUCCGAUCCUCGGGAAGGUCUACCGGAGAUCUGUGGCGCAGUCGAGCUUCCGAGCGAGGAGAACUCCUCGGUGCGGGUCGUCCAGAAGAACAACGGCCUCGAGGUCGUCGUGGAGGACCGCGGCCUGGCGGAGGCCACCUUCUUUCUGGGUGACAGCCAGGACGCCAUCGAGGGCCUCGGCCUCGCGGAACCGACGCAGCCGAGCGGCUGUCGGACACAGAUUCAGACACCGGUGGAGGUGCACUCGCCCGCCGGGGCCGGCCUGUUUGAAGAGGAGUGUUCGGUAAGGGAGGAGGGCGCGGUAAGGGAGGAGGGCGCAGACGAGACGGGUUCUCAUCCAGACGAGGAGGAGGAGCACGAGGAGGAGGAGGAGCACGAGGACGAGGAGGCGCACGAGCACGAGCAACAGGAAAGUUCCGGACAGGCGAAGACGGAAAAUGUCGACUCGGAGCCCAGAAAAUGUGCAGCAAUUUCCGAUUUACUGGACCACGACUUUGAGGAACGUGGGACUGACCGCGACGCCAGAUCUCAGGAAGUCCUGAACGCCGUCUGCUCCGAGCAGCCGGUUUUAGAAACUGACGCCGCGUCUGACGACGGCGGCGGCCUCGAACGCGUCGGCAGCACCGAAGAGUUCAAGAGCCCAGACGGACCAAACAAAGAAUCUCAGAACAAAGCGGAGACGCCACGACUGUCUGAAAUCCACGAAGAGACUGGCGAUGCGCACGGCGUCCCGGAGGUGGAAGGCAGCGGCGGCGACCUCGUUCGACACGUGCACCGGGCAGAUCUGGACGGCGAGGGGGACGGACACUCGUCUUCCAAUGAGAGCAUCGUCAAGGUCAGCGACGACGAAGACUCGACUCAGGUCAGCGGAGACGACGACGACAACGCAAAGGAGGACGGCCGCUGGUCACCAGGAGAGGACUCCAGCAGAGUCACCUUGGCUCUGCAAACAAACGGACACGCUAUGGAAGAGGAGGACAUGUCGACGCCAGAGGACAACGAGCCGCAGGACGCAUCCGAAAUGUCCUCCGGUAAAUCUCUGGAUGUUAACUUGACCGGUGAAGGUUUAACCGAAAACAGUGACUUCAGCAUCCUGGAGAGCAGCCGCACAUCUGCAGGUAAAUGUCCGGAGCAGGAGGACGCGUCCUCGGAGGAGGCCGGCGAGGUGGAGGCGCAUUAGUUCAGAGAAUCUGCUUGUUUAUGGACCGUCGUCAACAUGUUGCGGCGCCGCUCUGUUGCACAUGUGGGUUUAACUUCUUUUGUUUUUAAAACGGUGUAUAUUUAAUUGUAAGCUGUGCAUCUCCAUUAACACUCAGGUAAACUAAAUGUGGGCGCUGUUGUUCCUCCUCUGAUGAGGGUGAUUGGCCUUUUGGGACCAGCAGAGGGUGCUGAUGUUUUUUUUGGGUUUUGUUUUUUUAAUCCAUAAAGAUCUAAAGGUGUUAUUGUUGCGUAAAAAUAUGUGAUUUAAAUGUUUGUUUAAAUUGAAAUCUAGUCAUGUUGAAGGGAACUUGAGGAAAUCACAACUGAAAUAUACACUUGAAUUAAAGGAUAGAUCCACAUUUCUUUGCUUUAAAGUCUAUUAACACUGAGGACUUUUUAAAGAGCUUUUGAUGCUGUGAUUGUUCCCAUUGUCCUUGAAGGAAGUCGGUAGUCUGAGUGAGACCAAUCAAGUCUCCUUCGGUUCCAGUGGAGGGGCAGUAAGAAAAAGAGGGUUCAAAACACAACACGCUUAUUUUGUCUGACUCAGACGGAGAAACAAUCAUGGCGACCAAAAGCAGUCUGAAUCUCACACUUCAUGUUUUACUCGACCAGCGAGUCCCGUGACGAUGAUUUAUUCAGACGACAGUUCACGAUGCAAAGUAAACAAGUCACGGGCCGAUGGUUUGAGUCUCCUCCAGAAGAAACGCUGAUCGACUUUAAACUGGUUCACGAGCGUUUCUGGAUUGAGGAACUUGUUCUGAACAAAUAGUUUUAUAGGCAGCAGCGUUAACCUGAUAUUUUUUUAUAUCUGGUUAUGUUAAUUAAAUUUGAAGUAAGGAUCAGAAUUAUAAUCUGAACUCUGUGCAAUAGACACGCUACCCUUUCAGUCUUGUGAUCUUGAUAAUAAUGUGCAUUCUUGUGAUUUUCUGCUCUUACUCAUUAUUUUGUUUAAAUGAUCAAAGCUCCUGUAUGAAGGACACUUGGAAGUUUACAUGUUGUUUCCCCUCAAACUAUUGAGUUCAUUGUCUGUAGUGCUGCCUCUUUUCUAACAAUAAUUGGUGGAUGAGAGUUGUUUUGAAGUGUGGUUAUAUGAAGUACUCAUUGUGGGGGUUUUAGCUUCAAUUUAAGUUUAUGUUAGAAUAUUUUCACCUUUUUACUAAAGCCUUUGUCUAUUUUCUCUUAAAAGCCACCAGACUCGACAGACAACUAAUUAAUGGAAUAGUACUUCAUAAAAACCACACUUCAAAAAUAAAAACGAUGACAUGGUGAUUUUAUUUAUUUCAUUGUUUGAAUACAGUUGGUUUGAUCUCAACAUUUUUUCCACACACUACUGUUAUCACUUUUUAAUAAAGGGACCUAGUUUCACUGGUUUAUUGUCCCGAAAUUGCACAGAAAUGAGCCUCAUCACUACGUGGAUUAUUAAAUACUGGGUAUUACUUUCUUUCUACACUAAGUGAGGUUGUUGUGUUUUUCAGAUUUGUUUAUUAAAAGUAGUUUUUUUAAUAUUAAGAGCAACAAGAACCUGAGUGAUUGGGUCCAUGUCAAUUGUAUUGCAUUUCAAAUAAAUAGUUGUUCUUCUUUA
Pseudoliparis swirei is the source of this 3542-nucleotide messenger RNA. RefSeq names its product sorting nexin 11 (gene snx11). Gene Ontology annotation, biological process: intracellular protein transport. The record is from RefSeq and is a predicted model, not a curated record. Lineage: Eukaryota; Metazoa; Chordata; Actinopteri; Perciformes; Liparidae. The coding region runs from base 174 to 1940 and encodes 588 amino acids. Gene Ontology annotation, molecular function: phosphatidylinositol binding. The transcript is spliced from 7 exons.